UCCAGCCGGGGUAUAAAGGCCGCCCCGGGAGCACCCUCCAGACACUUCCACCCUCCUCCCCAACACCAGCCCAGCUCCACGCCAACAUGUGCCACACCAGCUGCUCCCCAGGCUGCCAGGCUUCCUGCUUCACCUCCAGCCCCUGCCAGGCGUCCUGCUACGUGCCCGUGAGCUGCCGGCCCUCCGUGUCCGUGCCCGUGAGCUGCCAGCCUGCCGUGUCCGUGCCCGUGAGCUGCCGGCCCUCCGUGUAUGUCGUCCCCUCCUCCCAGUCCUCCGUGUGCCUGCCCGUGAGCUGCAAGCCUUUGGUGUUUGUGGCCUCCUCCUGCCAGUCCUCUGGGUCCUGCCAGCCCUCCCGCCCCACCCUGGUCUGCAGGCCUGUGUCCUGUAGCACUCCGACCUGCUUCUGACCAUGAGCCUCCUGCCCAGCCACUCCCAGGGCACGGGGGCCACACCUGUACCCUUCCUGGAACGAGCCUUCAGUGGGUCUCCAGGUUCUGCACGGGGCAGAUGAAGAACAUGCCCAGCAGACUCUCUGAAGCCAGUGGCAAGGAUGGAGCAGGAUGAUCUGGAUCCUUCUUUGACCCUGGGAAGUGUGCCCCCCACCCCUGGGAAGCCCUGGUUUUCCAGGGGCUUCUGUCUCCAGCAGGGAACCAACCCUGUGUGAGCCAAAUAAAUUGUGCCUUCCUGA
Nyctereutes procyonoides (raccoon dog) is the source of this 688-nucleotide messenger RNA. Its product is annotated as keratin-associated protein 12-1-like. NCBI's taxonomy places the organism in Eukaryota, Metazoa, Chordata, Mammalia, Carnivora, Canidae. The record is from RefSeq and is a predicted model, not a curated record. Bases 87 to 407 code for a protein of 106 amino acids. The transcript has a single exon.